CAUUCGUUCUUCUUCUUGUUGUUGGAGUUGUGGUUGGAGUUGUGCUUUCUUCUUCUCUUCUGCUCUCUAUCUCUCUCUCUCUUCGCACGAGUUCCUCUCCUCGUGCGUUCAACGGAGGUCGGGUCGGGUCGCGACGGUGCGUUCGAUUCAGUUCGGGGACCGAUCGCGCUGCAGGCGUUGCUCAAUCGUGGCUGAGGAGUCGGCAAUCGGAAUCGCACAGUCAAGCCCUCUCGAUCGAGGGUUUUGUUGAGUUGAUUUGAGUUUGGAUGUGCUGAUGCUGAAGAAAUAGGGAAAGUGCAAACCCUUUGCUGCUCUUUUGGGGAAAAUGUUGGAGGCACAAAAAUUUACUGGAAUGAUGGGCCUACAUAACAACCAUGAUAAUUUGGAUCUGUCUCAAGCUUUCUACCACAAGCUUGGGGAGGGAUCCACCAUGUCAAUUGACAGUUUUGGUAGCUUGCAGAUGAGCAAUGGUGGAGGUUCUGUUGCAAUGUCAGUUGAUAACAGUAGUGUUGGAUCGAACGAUUCCCAUACUCGCAUCUUGAAUCACCAAGGAUUGAAGCGUGUGAACAACAACUUUGCCCACAGUGUUAACCGAGGGAAAGUCUCACAUGGUCUGAGUGAUGAUGCACUUGCUCAAGCUCUAAUGGAUCUUCGUGUUCCCACAGGUGGGCUGGAGAAUUUUGAUGAGUGGACAAUUGAUUUGCGGAAGCUUAGUAUGGGGCCAGCUUUUGCACAGGGGGCUUUUGGAAAGCUUUAUAAAGGUACUUACAAUGGUGAGGAUGUAGCCAUCAAGCUUCUGGAGAGGCCAGAGAAUGACCUUGAGAGGGCACAGUUGAUGGAACAACAGUUUCAGCAGGAAGUCAUGAUGCUGGCUACACUAAAGCAUCCAAACAUAGUUCGGUUUAUUGGCGGAUGUCGUAAACCCAUGGUGUGGUGUAUUGUGACAGAAUAUGCCAAGGGGGGUUCAGUUAGGCAGUUUUUGGCAAAGCGGCAGAAUCGAUCUGUGCCACUGAAAUUGGCAGUCAAGCAGGCUUUGGAUGUUGCUAGGGGCAUGGAGUAUGUGCAUGGGCUUGGUCUAAUCCACCGCGAUCUGAAGUCUGAUAAUCUUCUGAUUUCUGCUGACAAAUCUAUAAAGAUUGCUGAUUUUGGAGUGGCUCGUAUUGAGGUGCAGACUGAAGGGAUGACACCAGAGACUGGAACAUACCGCUGGAUGGCUCCGGAGAUGAUUCAGCACAGGCCCUACACACAGAAAGUAGAUGUUUAUAGCUUUGGCAUUGUUCUGUGGGAACUAAUCACUGGAAUGCUUCCCUUCCAGAACAUGACUGCUGUGCAGGCUGCAUUUGCAGUUGUUAACAAGGGCGUUCGACCUAACAUCCCCAAUGAUUGUCUCCCUGUCCUCAGUGAGAUCAUGUCCCGAUGCUGGGAUCCUAAUCCUGAUGUGAGGCCACCCUUUACUGAGGUUGUCAGGAUGCUUGAGCAUGCAGAGACAGAAAUAAUGACCACUGUUAGGAAGGCCCGUUUCAGGUGCUGCAUAAGCCAACCGAUGACUACAGAUUGAUGCAGAGAAAGGCGAAAAAGUGGCGACAACAGGAAACAAGUGGAAAAGGAGAAAAAGGAAAGUAUAAAAAAGAGAAAGCUCAUUGUAUGUUAGCCUUGUAUCUAUCAGGGUUAAUUUCUUUCUUCAGAUAGAAAAAAAAAAAAAAAAGGGAAAGCUAUGAUAAGGAAGGACUGCUUGUUUUGGUUCUUUUUUUUUUUUUUUUUUUCCGCUUUUCUUUUCUUAAAUUUUAUGGAUUAAUGGUGCUGAGCUAGUAGUGAUAGAGGGGAUUUGAUGUGUAUUUAUACAUGCCGUUUCAUGCUGUGUUAAACAAAGCCCUGUUUAGUUGCUUUUCUUGUGUUUAAAAGAAUUGCAGGUUCUCAGCA
Messenger RNA from Diospyros lotus (date-plum), 1920 nucleotides. Its product is annotated as serine/threonine-protein kinase STY13-like. The transcript has 3 exons. Gene Ontology annotation, molecular function: ATP binding; protein kinase activity. Gene Ontology annotation, biological process: protein phosphorylation. NCBI's taxonomy places the organism in Eukaryota, Viridiplantae, Streptophyta, Magnoliopsida, Ericales, Ebenaceae. The record is from RefSeq and is a predicted model, not a curated record. Bases 326 to 1558 code for a protein of 410 amino acids.